UCUCCGAUUGUUCGAUCUUUGUAAUCUCCUUUACAACUCCGAACCGCAACAAUGGCGGCGAUAUUUAGCGUCGUCAUCUCGCUAAUUGUACUUCUCACGGCUGUUAGGGUGUUUGCAAUGUCGCCGCCGACCGGAUGCGCCACCAGAGAGCUGCUCUUGUUGUCGCCAUGUUUGCCUUACAUCUCUGCUUCGCCGAUCCGAUACGGUUCCUUCCGCUUGCUGCGAGCGGUCUCCUCCGCCUACGAUUCCAUUCGGCGGCAUUUGCCAAUGUUACUUUCGUCGAGGACCUCAGAUUUGGGGCUUUCCGUUGAACAGUACGAAGCUGAUCGCUCUGUCUUCGUUUUUUUUUCUCUCAAUGGUGGAAUGUAUUUGGAGAAGAAUAAUUCUCCAGACUCGCUCUGUGCUGCAAUUCUUGUUUUCCGCUUCAUGAACUCUGCCUCCUCUUCGAAGCUCGAAGAUUCCAGGAAUUCAAGAACCUGA
This is a messenger RNA of Cucurbita moschata (crookneck pumpkin), 480 nucleotides long. RefSeq lists its product as uncharacterized. The transcript has 3 exons. The coding region runs from base 52 to 480 and encodes 142 amino acids. The record is from RefSeq and is a predicted model, not a curated record. NCBI's taxonomy places the organism in Eukaryota, Viridiplantae, Streptophyta, Magnoliopsida, Cucurbitales, Cucurbitaceae.